Daphnia pulicaria is the source of this 1439-nucleotide messenger RNA. It is a transcript of the gene Pnn, whose product is annotated as pinin-like. The record is from RefSeq and is a predicted model, not a curated record. Gene Ontology annotation, cellular component: catalytic step 2 spliceosome. NCBI's taxonomy places the organism in Eukaryota, Metazoa, Arthropoda, Branchiopoda, Diplostraca, Daphniidae. The coding region runs from base 40 to 1155 and encodes 371 amino acids. The transcript has 9 exons.
ACCAUCUCAUGCCAGUUCAGUUAAAUCGAAUUUUCAAUCAUGGCCGUCGCUGUUGAGAAUUUUCAAGCCGAACUUGAAAAAGCACGUGAAACACUUAAUAAAGUUGAUGAAAAUAUCAAGAAAAUAACUGGAAGAGAUCCAACAGAGGCCAGAAAUGCCAGGUUUCAGUCUCAAGUUGGCAAUAACGAAGGACGAGAAAAUGCACAGGCACGAAACCGGAUUCCCCCACGGUUUCAAGGAAGACUGUCGUCCAGAGAUGAACAGGAAAAGAGGCAUGAUGGCCCAACUCACACUAAAAGAAUAGUUAGAGAAGGAAAUGAUGGCAGGCCUACUCCUUUGGUUGCUAUUGGAAAUCCAAAAGGUUGGAGAAAUGAUGACUAUGAAGAAGGAGAACUACCACGCAAAGGUGCCAUUCACUCUAGCAUCACAGCUCCGAAUGCAGACAGAAAGACAAGAGAAGAGGCCCUAGCCCAGCAAAGCAAAGAUGUUAAAGUCAAAGACAGAAAUCGGAGAAUGUUUGGUUCAUUAUUAGGAACAUUGGCCAAAUUCAGGAUGGAAGAAUCGUCACAGAAAGAUAAAGAAGAGAAACGAGCCAGAAUUGAACAAAGAUUAGAGGAGACCGCACGCCAGGAGAAAGAGAGUCUGAGAAAAGAGCGAAAUGAACUCUUCAUGGAGCGUAAGAGACAACAGGCACAUGUCAGGAGACUGGAAUGGAAGAUGCAUCGUCUAAGAGAACACGAUGAAUGGGCAACUCGUCAACAACCGCUGAUGAAGUUUAUCAAAUUAACGACAACUCCUCCAUUAUACUACAAGCCUAAAGUUUGGACUCCAAAAACAGAAGAAUUAAUCAAGGAAAGUCAGCGUAAACUCAAAGAAAUGCUCGAGACUCGGCGAAAAGAACUUGAGGAAGAAUUAUUACGAGUAGAAGAGAAGGCAAUCGCCCGUCUUGAGCGAGUCCGUGAGCGUGGAUAUCGUGUGGCACCGGCUAGCGAGCAAGAUGCGGAGCUGGAGGAACUGGAAGCUGAAAUUGAAAUGUACGCUUUGGCUCUUGGCGAAGAAAAGGAAGAAGACAUGGAACUCCAUCCGGAAAAAGUCAGCCAAGGCCCACUCACUUUCCCCAAGCACGAUCCGGACGAGCCAAUGGACUCUGCUUGAGAAGUUUUCCAUCGAGUCAUCCUCCAUUACAUAGACUACUCGCCGAGGCGCGACGCAGUUUCAAGAUUGUGAACCAAUCAAUCAAGUCGAUUUGCGAUUACUGUUUUUAUUUUGCGUUCCAUUUUUCCAUAGUAAUGGUGGUCUCGUACUGGAUUCAAUGGUCUGUAGUGAACUGUUCCGCCUCCUCCCCUACAAAUCAAGACGCAUCCAGGCGGGUAAUUUCGGCCCAUAACCAAACUUUUUGGCUGAAAAAAAUAAAUAAACACGAGACCGAAUAUCCAGAA